CUCUCUGCCCUUUAAAUAGCAACUUAAAUAAGUAGGAUCAUAAUUUUAAGAGAAUUCUGAAAAAACCCCACACUCCUAUAGAAACAAGGCGGUGGCUCAUGGCGGUUGGACGGCGGCAGCUGGCGGUGCUACUCCUCCUCCUUUUCUUGGUGGUGUCUUCCACGGCCGUUCCUGCCUCAAGAAGCCUAAAGACAAUCAAGAAUCAAGUGUUACUCGGCAGAUUUCAUGUUCAGGAUGUUAGUGACAUUGAGAAUGAUGAUGUGAUGAUGGUGAGCUUGUUGGAGAGAAGAAUGAACAUUGAACUUACAGAUUAUCCAGGGACAGGAGCAAACAAUAAUCAUGAUCCAAAGCCUCCUGUAAAAUUUUAAUCAUCACCAAAUAUUUCUGAUUACUCAAUAAUUAAUCAAAUUGUAAUAUUUCAAGCACACGUGAAUUGUCAUGUUAUCUUGUUUUAUGGCUU
Molecule: messenger RNA, 460 nt
Organism: Salvia splendens (bonfire salvia)
Lineage: Eukaryota; Viridiplantae; Streptophyta; Magnoliopsida; Lamiales; Lamiaceae
Exons: 3
Coding region: 99-368 (89 amino acids)
Source: RefSeq, a predicted model, not a curated record